UUUUUUUUUUGUUUCUGUUUUUUCUCAGUUCUUUGGUUUAAAAAUAUAGUUAUCAUCUAAUUAUUUUAUUUUUUAUUUCUUUCAUUAAUUUUUUAUAUACUAAUACUAUAAAAGUUUCAAAUUAAAUUACACAGUAUGCUCUCUUUUUCCAUAUCUUAUUUUUAAUAAUUUUUUUCGUACGUUUAUAUCUUUUAAAAUGAAAAUUACGGUAUCACUUCUGUUAGUAAAUUGCAUCUUGCUCUUGAUCUUCAGGUGCACCUUUGUAUAUCUCUUUCUUGAUCUUUACGUGCUUGAUCUUUGGGUAUUUUUGUUUAAUCUUACGCGCUAUUUGAUCACAUUUCUUUAUUCUCUUUUAUGGUCAAUCUUUAUUUGCUUUAAAAUUAAUAAAUUAAACAAUAAUUAUAAAUAUUAGCCAAUUAAAAUUCAAAAUUGUAGUAAAUCGCGUGUAUUAAUAUGGGUAACUCAAAUAUUACAAAUUUCAUGUUAAACAGAACAAUCCGCUAAUAACAACUUAGACUCAUUAAAAAACUACUGUAUACUUAAAAUAUUUUUUUUGAAAUA
Molecule: messenger RNA, 561 nt
Organism: Rhizophagus irregularis DAOM 181602=DAOM 197198
Lineage: Eukaryota; Fungi; Glomeromycota; Glomeromycetes; Glomerales; Glomeraceae
Source: RefSeq, a predicted model, not a curated record